AUCCCUCUUUUCCAGAUAUCAUUGGCUACGCGUAACAUUUGGUGCAAAUCUCCACUUUAGGGUGUUGAGGAAUUUGGUGCUGAAAUCAUAGGAUGAAAGGCUAUGUAUGGUCUUGUUGAGGUCCGUCUGGUCUUCUCGUUGACCAUUUUAGCUCUCAUUUUUAGUUUCGUGACGUACCGAGACUUGUUUUGGAUAUCCGUGUCAUCAUCAUGGGAGGGCACUAAAAUUUUAUAUAAAUUUUUAAAUAAACGGGCUCUUUUGCCUAUACAUUUUAUCACGAACCUUUUAUUUCCCACUUCACAAAAGAUGUCAGAACCUUAUGACCCGUACGUUCCCACCGCCGCUAGCCCACCAGGCGCUACAAAUGCAAAAACCACCAAAGUGAGACAAGAAGUCGACCAGGUUAUCAAUAUUAUGCAAGAUAACAUUGACAGAGUGGUGGAUAGAGGCGCCAACAUAGCACAACUGCAAAGCAAAACUGAUGAUCUACAGGCAACCAGUGGCCAGUUCAAACGCUCAGCUAACCAAGUUCGAAAGAGAAUGUGGUGGAAGGACAUGAAAUGGAGAAUCGUUAUCUUGGUGACAGUACUUAUUAUCAUUGGAAUCAUUGUAGGUGCUGUGGUUGGCUCACAAAAGAGCAAAGGCAAUUAAUUGGUGAUUUGAUAACACUUAUCUAUCUUGUAUAAAAUAUUUAAACCUUUGUACUUAUAAAAGCUUAUGUAUAUUUUAACUGGCAAAC
Molecule: messenger RNA, 739 nt
Organism: Umbelopsis ramanniana AG
Lineage: Eukaryota; Fungi; Mucoromycota; Umbelopsidomycetes; Umbelopsidales; Umbelopsidaceae
Exons: 5
Coding region: 103-651 (182 amino acids)
Biological process (GO): vesicle fusion; vesicle-mediated transport
Cellular component (GO): SNARE complex; plasma membrane
Molecular function (GO): syntaxin binding; SNAP receptor activity
Source: RefSeq, a predicted model, not a curated record